UAUUAAAGUCUUUUUUUUUCUUUUCCAGUUCUUUCAUUCUCACAUGGCAUUCAGAACAGCUUCUAUGCCCUCCCCAUUAUGUGAAGCUGAAGAGAGAAAAAGAGAAAAUAUCCGAUCCUUGACUAUGUGUGGCCAUGUUGGUUUUGAGAGUUUGCCUGAUCAGCUAGUCAAUAGAUCCAUUCAGCAAGGCUUCUGUUUUAAUAUUCUCUGUGUUGGGGAAACUGGCAUUGGAAAAUCCACACUGAUUAACACAUUGUUUAAUACUAAUUUUGAAGAACAUGAAGCCUCACAUUUUUGCCCAAAUGUUAGACUUAAAGCUCAGACAUAUGAACUCCAGGAAAGUAAUGUUCGGUUGAAACUGACCAUUGUGAAUACAGUGGGAUUUGGAGACCAAAUAAAUAAAGAAGAGAGCUACUUACCAAUAGUUGACUACAUAAAUGCUCAGUUUGAAGCCUAUCUCCAAGAAGAACUGAAGAUCAAGCGCUCUCUUUUCAACUACCAUGAUUCUCGCAUCCACGUGUGCCUCUACUUCAUCGCUCCAACAGGCCACUCGCUGAAGACACUUGACCUCUUAACCAUGAAGAAUCUGGACAGCAAGGUGAACAUUAUUCCAGUGAUUGCCAAAGCAGAUACAAUUUCUAAAUCCGAAUUACAGAAAUUUAAGAUCAAGCUCAUGAGUGAAUUGGUCUGCAAUGGUGUCCAGAUAUACCAGUUCCCAACAGAUGAUGAUACUAUUGCAAAAAUCAAUGCUGCAAUGAAUGAGCAUUUACCAUUUGCUGUUGUAGGAAGUAUGGAUGAGGUAAAAGUUGGAAAUAAGAUGGUCAAAGCUCGUCAGUACCCUUGGGGUAUUGUACAAGUGGAAAAUGAAAACCACUGUGACUUUGUAAAGUUGCGAGAAAUGCUCAUUUGUACAAACAUGGAGGACCUACAGGAGCAGACUCACACUAGGCACUAUGAGCUCUAUAGGCGUUGCAAACUGGAGGAAAUGGGCUUUACAGAUGUGGGCCCAGAGAAUAAGCCAGUCAGCAUGCUAGACUUUGGUGUUCAAGAGACCUAUGAAGCCAAAAGACAUGAAUUGCAUGGUGAGCGUCAGAGAAAAGAAGAAGAAAUGAAGCAGAUGUUUGUGCAGCGAGUAAAGGAGAAAGAAGCCAUAUUGAAAGAAGCCGAAAGAGAGCUGCAUGCCAAAUUUGAGCACCUUAAAAGAAUUCACCAAGAAGAAAGACUAAAACUUGAAGAAAGGAGAAGAGCUUUGGAAGAAGAAAGGAUCCAUUUUUCUAAAAGAAAAUCUAGUUGUGACAUAUUCCUGAACCAAUCCUAUAUGGCAUCGGGUAGUAACAUAAAGAAGGACAAGGACCGUAAGAAGGACCCAGGCUAUCGAUUCGAACUCCUGUGCUUUGAUGUCAGAACAUGUGAAACCAAUGAUGGACGUAAAGAUGCUGAGGAAGGUAGAGAGGGCCACAGUACAAGGGGGCGGCCAUGAGUAGCAAUUGGAUGAUAAUCUCAAGCUUGUAGGUUUUGUUCCAAUUUUAUGUAACACAGGAGUUCCAGAGCACAGAAGGUCAUCACAAGCAAAAGUAAAAAGUUAUAAGUAUGCUUUGAUUUUCUUGUUGUUUUUAUUUGCUUUUAU
Ictidomys tridecemlineatus (thirteen-lined ground squirrel) is the source of this 1627-nucleotide messenger RNA. NCBI's taxonomy places the organism in Eukaryota, Metazoa, Chordata, Mammalia, Rodentia, Sciuridae. The record is from RefSeq and is a predicted model, not a curated record.